Molecule: messenger RNA, 2465 nt
Organism: Macrobrachium nipponense
Lineage: Eukaryota; Metazoa; Arthropoda; Malacostraca; Decapoda; Palaemonidae
Product: gamma-butyrobetaine dioxygenase-like
Exons: 9
Coding region: 164-1522 (452 amino acids)
Biological process (GO): carnitine biosynthetic process
Cellular component (GO): mitochondrion
Molecular function (GO): oxidoreductase activity
Source: RefSeq, a predicted model, not a curated record
UCAGUGAAGUACAAAGCUUCGUGACAGUGUCAGUGAAAGACCUACAACGAGAAAGAUAGUCAGUCUCCUCCGUUAUUCUGCUCCCAAAGCAACAAACCAAAGAAGACUAACUAAACAAGCACUCAUUGCGAAAGUCAAUUCUACUGAAGGUUCUGAAAGAGAAAUGGCAUACCGUCCCACAGCUCGAGUUCUCUUCGGGGGCGUGGCAGCUUUCAGGAAUGUUGCCACCCAGCAGGUGAGGCAGAUCUGUACCAAGAACUGCAUCAACUGCAAGACCACCAGAUCUCUGAGUCUUGCAUCCAAAGCCUGGCAACAGCAUCAGGUGAAGGAGAAGGAAGCAGUUGAAUUCCCAGUUCCAGGCGUCCCAAUCUCCUCUACCCAAGUGAGCAAAGAUUCAGUGACAGUCAAAUUCGGUGAUGGCAGCGAGAGCCCGAUGCCCUAUGUGUGGCUGAGGGACAACUGUCGGUGCCCUGACUGCUACAGCAACGAUGCUCUGGGCAGGAAAUACCUCCUGACUGACCUCGACGUUGACGUCCAAGCUUUGGUUAUACAGAGUAAUGAUGAGGUACUGAACAUCAAGUGGAGUGACGGGCACGUGUCCGAGUACCCAGCAGAAUGGCUCCAUGCCAGGGCAUUCACGCCAACAGCCAGAGCCCUCAGGAGGAAAGUUUAUGCUCUGCCAAGGGAACCCUGGGGCUCCAACCACAAGCUGCGAGAGUUCGAUUACGAGGCCAUGAAGAGGGACGAUAAGGUGCUCCUGGAAUGGCUCCUAACUAUGGAGACUCAAGGAUCAGCGAUGCUCAAGAAUGUGCCAGGUAGAGACGUCGCAGGACCCGAGAUGAUCGAACACAUCGCAUUUGUCAAACAGUCCCAUUAUGGACCCCAUUCUCCAGUGAUCAACAGACCAAACACCAACAACGUCGCUUUCACCAACGCCAAAUUAGGGAUGCACAAUGACCUUCCUCAGUACGAACAAAUGCCCGGGAUCAUCUUCAUCCACUGCUUGAAGCAGCACGUCGGCACCGGAGGUGAGAGCGUCGUUGCAGAUGGGCUCUUUGGUGCCGAGCUCCUCAGGAGGGAACACCCGGAGGCCUUCCAGAUCCUGACCACCACCGACUCCUACUUCUGGGACAAAGGGCACGCCAACUUCUCCUGGGAGAUGGACGAGUUCUAUAAGAUCUCCAAGUUCCCCAUCAUCACACUCAACAGCAACCAAGAAGUCACCCGGAUUGCUGUCAACAACGCCAUCCGAGACUCCUACCUCGACCUACCAUCGAACAAGGUCAAGAAAUUCUACGAGGCCAUGAAGCUCUUCAACGACAUCCUUUACGCCAACUCCUCCACCUUCAAGAUGGACUCGGGCGACCUGAUGACUCUGGACAACGUGCGGUGCCUUCACGGCCGUGAAGGCUACGAAGCCUUCAGCGACCGGCACAUCGAGUCUUCUUACCUCGACUGGGAUGAGGCUCGAUGCCGCCGGAGGAGAAUCCAAGAGAAACUAGGCCUACUCCGGACUGUCUGAGGCCUAAGCCUUUUCCUCUUCUUCGUAGUUGAAUUAUUCAUAUUGAUGUUCAAAGAUGCGUUUUGAAAUAGAAUCAGAAAUGCACUAUUUAAGGAGAAAAAUAAGAAAUAUUAUGAUGAAGGGCUGAUAGAAUACUAUUCAAAGGAUUCUGAUGAUUGAUUUAAAGAUACGUAAUAUUUUAAAAGCAUAUAUUAGGCUAAUUGUUCUGUUUAAUGAUAUACUGAUAAUUAUCCUGUUAUUCAGUUAUUCUGGAUUAUCAUUAAGGGUUAGUAGAAUAUUAUCCAAGGGAUUUGUUAUGAUUUCCUUAACGAUGCAUAAUAUUUUAUAUGCAUACAUUAGGCUAAUUUGUCUUUUUUUAAUUCUAUUCUGGCAAUUUUUCUGUUACCCAAUUACUCUGGAUUAUCAUUAAGGGUUCGUAGAAUACUAUCCAAGGGAUUUUUUAUUUCCUUAAAAACAUUUAUAAUAUUUUAAAUGCAUAUAUUAGGUUCAUUUGUUCUUUUUAAUGGUACACUAACAAUUUUCCUGUUAUCCAGUUACUCUGGAUUAUCAUUAAGGGUUAGUAGAAUAUUAUUCAAGGGAUUUUUGAUGAUUUCUUUAGAGAUGUCUAACAUUUUAAAUGCAUAUAUAAGGCUAAUUUGUCUUUUCUAAUGGGGUACUCACAAUUUUUCUGUUAUCCAGUUGCUCUGACGACUUGGAACUAUGGAUAAGUCAGACUCAUUCAUAUUCAUAUGCUUUUAUCUCUGUUUCAGUGGUUACCUUAUCAUUUGUCUUUAUAUAGCAUUAUGAGUUUCAUUUGUAAAUAUCAUUAUGCAUCAUGGUCAUAUUCAUCUUUUUUUUUAUUUAUUGUGAUGUUCACAAACGAAUUUUGUAUAAAGCAAUAUUUUUGCAUACAUUAUUUUUGUAAUAUUCGACGAAUAAUAAUAAUAAAAAGAUAUGAAAUAAA